Messenger RNA from Panthera uncia (snow leopard), 1007 nucleotides. It is a transcript of the gene ID1, whose product is annotated as inhibitor of DNA binding 1. The coding region runs from base 124 to 588 and encodes 154 amino acids. The record is from RefSeq and is a predicted model, not a curated record. Gene Ontology annotation, cellular component: cytoplasm; nucleus. The transcript has 2 exons. Gene Ontology annotation, molecular function: protein dimerization activity; transcription regulator activity. Gene Ontology annotation, biological process: negative regulation of transcription by RNA polymerase II; cell differentiation; circadian regulation of gene expression. NCBI's taxonomy places the organism in Eukaryota, Metazoa, Chordata, Mammalia, Carnivora, Felidae.
CGUGGGCUGCGGGGCUCCGACCUCGCAUUCUACAACCGUCUUUUCCCUGCUCCGAGGUCUCUCUUUACCUUCGCCCGGCGUCCUCUGUGCGCUUCGUUGCCCUCUCACUCCGACGCCAGAAUCAUGAAGGUCGCCACUGGCAGCGCCGCGGCCGCCGCGGGCCCCAGCUGCGCGCUGAAGGCCGGCAAGACCGCAGGCGGCGCGGGCGAGGUGGUGCGCUGUCUGUCCGAGCAGAGCGUGGCCAUCUCGCGCUGCGCGGGGGGCGCCGGCGCGCGCCUGCCUGCCCUGCUCGACGAGCAGCAGGUGAACGUGCUGCUCUACGACAUGAACGGCUGCUACUCGCGCCUCAAGGAGCUGGUGCCCACCCUCCCCCAGAACCGUAAGGUGAGCCGGGUGGAGAUCCUCCAGCACGUCAUCGACUACAUCUGGGACCUGGAGUUGGAGCUGAACUCGGAAUCCCAAGUCGGGACCCCCGGGGGCCGGGGGCUCCCGGCCCGGGCUCCGCUGAGCACCCUCAACGGCGAGAUCAGCGCUCUGGCGGCCGAGGCGGCUUGUGUUCCAGCGGACGACCGCAUUUUGUGUCGCUGAAGCGCCUCCCUCAAGGACUGGCAGACCCCAGCCCUCCAGGGAGCGAGAGGAAUUCGUGCUCUCUGAUCCUACCGAGCGCCUCGCCGGAGGUGGGGAGGAACAAGAUUGAGAUCAGCGACCGUGGGGCGCUUGCUGAAUGCAGCCCAGGGUUGGCGGACUGAGAGGGCAGGCCGACCCUCCCCUCUCCACCAACCAGCCACCAGAGACUUGGGGGGACGGCCCCCCGUGUGUUUCUAUUUUUUGAAAAGCAAACAUUUUAAAAAAUGGUCACGUUUGGUGCUUCUCAGAUUUCUGAGGAAAUUAAUUGCUUGGUAUUGUAUAUUACAAUGAUCACCGAGAAUAUUGUUUUACAAUAGUUCUGUGGGGUGUUUUUGUUUUUGUUGUUGUUGUUAUUAAACAAAUACUUUAGACUGCGGUAC